This is a messenger RNA of Perkinsus marinus ATCC 50983, 432 nucleotides long. Its product is annotated as RNA polymerase subunit, putative. NCBI's taxonomy places the organism in Eukaryota, Perkinsozoa, Perkinsida, Perkinsidae. The coding region runs from base 1 to 432 and encodes 143 amino acids. Gene Ontology annotation, biological process: DNA-templated transcription. The record is from RefSeq and is a predicted model, not a curated record. Gene Ontology annotation, molecular function: DNA-directed RNA polymerase activity. The transcript has 5 exons. Gene Ontology annotation, cellular component: RNA polymerase III complex; RNA polymerase II, core complex; RNA polymerase I complex.
AUGUCUGCCAUAUUCGAAGACAUGUUUGAUGUGAAGAACAUUGAUGAUGAGAAGUUCGACAGGGUCUCUCGGAUAAAGGCACAGUCGCACACUUACAAUGCAGAGAUUGAGGUAGAUAUCAACACUGAGAUCUAUCCCAUCGGCAGCAGUGACACGUUGCGGAUCGCUAUUGCCUCGGCCGCUGACGCCAAUGAGGGUUACCAGGGAGAGGCGGCGCAACCUGGUAUCAUUGAUGAUUACGAGUAUGCUAUGUACGGCAAGGUAUAUAAGAAGAUGAAUAAGACUGUCGGAACCGAGACUGUUGCUUCACGCACUAUCAUAUACGUCUCCUUUGGAGGACUGUUGAUGAAGUUGGAGGCGCAGAGGAGCGACGUGGACGAGGCUAUUCGCCUUGAUGACCGUCUCUACCUCCUCAUGAGGAAAGUUUACUAA